UUUAAUUUAUUUAUUUUGUUUCUUCUUUCUUUUCCUCUGUCUUCCAUUCAGCAUCGUAAGUUACGCGUUCGUCGCUCACAUAGUCAUCGCAAACGCAGCGAAACUCGAAUAGCACUGGAUCUUCCCACGACUGACCCUAGUGCCGAUUUGAUAUUCUCCACCGACGAGGAGCCAAACGCACCUGAUGGAGACGAUUGUGUGCCACAAUAUUGCACUGUACCACGCGCACGUGCACGUCGUCUUUUACAAAGUGAGCUGCAACGCCGCUAUAUGGAGGAAAUUGGCGAUAAUGCAACGGGACGAGGUAGAGCUAAAAUGCCACCUGAAUUGAUUAUUACAUCGCCAUCAAAGGGUACGAAAAUCACUAUAAAGCCAAAUAUGGCGACCUCCCAUACGGAACCAGAUGCGCUCGGUAUUCUUGAAUUUCCGGUGACUUUUAAGGCGGCUAGACGCACUAAUUCAUGGCAUAAUCUCAACAAUAAUGCGUCUAGACCGGUGUGUAUGGCCCGACAAAAAUUCUCGAGCUCUUAUAGUCCCAACGAAAGUAAAAUAGAAGAACUAGAUUUGAAAUUAUCGCUGAAGAAAAGGUAUUGGGCUGGUGUAAAGUCUGACAAGAGCAGAGAAACUCUAGAGCAUCCGCGACCACUUUCAUGGAAUCAACAAAUAGUGCGGCGUCAGCACCCAGCUGGGCAACAAUCAAGACAUGCGGCGUAUGAACGCAUGAAAAAACCCUCACGAGAAAAAUUAGACGAUUCUAUCUACCGAAAAGCAGACAAUGAGGCUUUUCUUAAUAUUGCGAAUAAGGAAAUAUUGACUUACAGUGCUUGUUCACAAAAGCUGCUACACUGGCAGCAGGAACUAAAUAAUGUGGGAAAAACGUUUGUGGCCAGAGACCUUAGUGCUUCGCCAAUACUAACACGAAAAAUUGAUAUUCAAAUGGGCGCUUUGACGCUGGGUAUGCCAGAAAUUUUUGAUGAUGAACGGACCCUGCGUAUAUUUAGAAAAGUUUCGCAAGUGAAAAAGGACUUAAAAACCCCUACAAAAGAGGAGGCAGCAGUCGGCGAGCAUAAGGUGAAACGGAGAAGCAAUGGACUUAUAAAAAUCGCCGAUACAUCACAGCUUAUUUCCCGCUUAACCAAGGGCAGGUCGAGAGCGCGAGGUGAUCAUGGUCAAUCAACUGCAACGCGCACUUGCAGCGUCAGCCUACAGCAGCAUACUGGACUUUCGUCAAAUACAUCCAAAGCCCGUGUGCCGGGGGUCAAUCGUUUCAAAACAGGAGGCAUUGUAGUCACGGCAGUGCAGCAAUCCUCAUCAAAAAAGAUUAAAAAGGGGCAUCGAAAUAACAAAUCACAACUGUCACUUAGUGGCGCAGUAGCAGGUGGUGCAUGCAAAAAGGAACAAAACAGUAACACAGGUGGAGCUUCAAAGCUCAAUAAGACCAACUUAUCAAUUAAGUCCACAUUGAGUUCCAACACGUUUGUACGCAAAGUAAAGACAAAACUAACAAAAAAGAAGUCCAAUCAUUCACGCGACGAGCCGUCCAAUAUAGUGCCAGGUAGUCGUAUAUUGCCUAAUGUUAAUAGCAUCAUCACCAACAACAGUAUUUAUGGAGUGCCUUUAUCACGAAAGAUGUAAUACUUUUUUAAAUAAAUGCUAAAAAAAAAAAUAGAGUAACGGCAAACGUUUA
Rhagoletis zephyria (snowberry fruit fly) is the source of this 1687-nucleotide messenger RNA. RefSeq lists its product as uncharacterized. NCBI's taxonomy places the organism in Eukaryota, Metazoa, Arthropoda, Insecta, Diptera, Tephritidae. The record is from RefSeq and is a predicted model, not a curated record.